Didymella exigua CBS 183.55 is the source of this 3318-nucleotide messenger RNA. RefSeq lists its product as uncharacterized. Bases 1 to 3318 code for a protein of 1105 amino acids. The transcript has 3 exons. The record is from RefSeq and is a predicted model, not a curated record. Gene Ontology annotation, biological process: transmembrane transport. Gene Ontology annotation, molecular function: transmembrane transporter activity. NCBI's taxonomy places the organism in Eukaryota, Fungi, Ascomycota, Dothideomycetes, Pleosporales, Didymellaceae.
AUGAAUGCAACUCAAAGCCCAGGCAGCCGAACGGCGCGUCCAACAAGACUUACGCCAGGAACAGCACUGAAGAGGCUACCGUGGCUGGACGGGAAGACCUCACAGUCGAUGUCUGGAACACCUCUCGACGACGAUUCUUCACCUACGACGCGUCCUUCCAAUCGCAAACCCUCCGUCUUUACUACCCCAAAGCGGACUGCUACAGCAUAUUCGACAGCGGAAUCGACUAGUCAACCUUCUAGGUCAGAAGGUGUUGUACGAAAGAAGCUUGUUUCGACACCAAUCGAGCAUCGAAUGCUAGCAACGGCGUCACCACUUGAGAGCAGCCCUUCACCAGUGACGAGGCACCGAAUGGCACAGAGCCUAAGAGGGUCCAUGGUCCCACAAGAAAUGUCUUACACUGACUCGAUCUCACGCGAGCCACGAAAGAGACUCUCAGUUGCAGACACUUUCGACCCUGGCGUGGACGAAGAGAUCAGAUACGAACGUCGUGCACGAGCAGACAGCUUGGCUCCGGUACCAGACCACCUCGAGAGAUCAUCUACGUCUGACUCGAUCGAACUACCUCUCCGGCGCGAUGUGAUUAUGACUACGACCACGCCGGUGGUAGUGUCUCGGGUGCUGAUCUCACCAUCUCGACCACGGCCAGGCCGCAAUGCUUUCGAGCGCAUAGGAGACAGGAGUAUCAGCAACGCAAUUGAUGGUCUGGAAGAUAUGGUACAAGAAGCCGUUCACAUCACCAAUGACACUGCAGACCAAGGUCAGGUUGAGGAAAUAUACGAGAUCAUCGAAGACGCGAGACAAGCUAUCCGCGAAGCUUCUGGUGAGCCUGCCAGGCAUCUCAUGAUCACAAGCUCACCGCUCUCGGCGUCCAAUUCAUCUCACGAGUGGGAGGACUACGGUGGAUACCCAAGGAGAAUGUUGCCGCCAACACCCGGACGGACACCGCCUUUACCUCUGACGAUUCAAAGAAACAUCAUCGAUGAACCGGCGGGAUUGGUGCCCUCGCAAGUGCAGAUCGACCUGCAACCAGGUUCAGCUUCCGUAGAUUGGGCUUACCAACCUCACAGAAAUCCAAUCAGCAGUACUUCGUCGUCGUCGCUUUCGACCAGCGACGGCCGGGGCCGCUCGAGGCUCAGCACUCGAAGUGACUUACUGCUCCCACCAGAUCCAACGCAAGCUGCAUCGAGAGAGCACAUCGACAUCGUGGUUCGGCCCAUGGCACGAGAUUAUUCUCGCGGCCGACCACACCGGCGCGUUGUCAGGAAAAGGGCUGUGUGCAGCCAGAAACCUCAUUGUCACCACCGUCUUCGAAGUCUAAGCCCAUCUGAUCGCGGGGCUAGGACAAGAUCUCUGUCAGGCCACAGGGAGUUUACAUCAUCAGAGUUAAGCCCUCCGGAGGAGUCUUUCGACGACGAGGUCCUUCCACCCCGACAGUAUGGCGAGACUCUUCGCGUGCGAGAGCAGGCACAUCAUACAUUCAGUGUCCGACAACACCACCGUAGACAGCCUAUUGCAAGGAAUUGGGGCACGGGCAAGAAGCGUUUGACUGCUAUCAUUGCGUGCAUCAACACUGCUCUGCUCGGCAUCAUCAUUGGAGUUUACGCAGGAGAAGUACCACGCAUUCAAUACUACCUCGCAGACGAGAGCCAUGUCUCCAUUCUCGGCAACGUGGUAUUGUACAUCGGACUCGCCAUCUCCACGUGUCUAGUUUGGCCACUGCCACUGCUGCAUGGCCGGAAGCCGUACAUAUUGGCCGCGUUGACUCUUGCCAUGCCGUUGCAGUUCCCACAGGCGAUGAUCCUGAGCGCCAAGAGAUCUCCGACACGGCAAGAGUUUCGAGCGGGUCUGCUUCUUGCUCGGGUAGCAACUGGACUUGUCCUCGGAUUCGCCAAUGUCAACUACAUCACGGUACUGCUCGACUUGUUUGGCGCGUCCCUGCAGAGCAAGAACCCACACCAAGAAUUCGUUGUGUCGAAUGAUGUGAGGCGACAUGGCGGAGGCAUGGGCUUGUGGCUCGGCAUAUGGUCCUGGUGCUGGAUUGCUUCGCUCGCUGUUGGGUUCAUGGUCGGCGCAGUCAUCAUCGAGAAUCUGAGUCCAGACUGGGGCUUCUACACGGUCAUCAUAUUACUCUGCGCAGCGCUGGUACUGAACAUUAUUGCGCCCGAGACUCGGCGUGCAGCGUACCGAAAGUCAGUAACAGAGGUGUACGAUCGCGACGAGAACUACAUCACGCGCCGAGUGGCACGUGGCGAAUGCAAAUUGCAUAUAUCAACAGAGGGCCCAAAGUACUGGUUCGAAGAAGUCUGGGCCGGGAUCAAGCUCAUGAUCAUGAUGAUGUGCCAGCCCGGCUUCUUCGUUCUGGCGCUGUACCUCGCCUGGAUCUAUGCGCAGGUCGUGCUCGUCAUCAUGCUUCUCGGCUCGCUGCUAUCGAGGAACUACAAGUGGCAGCCGCGCUUCGUGGGAGCCGGAGUUACAUCGAUUGCCAUCGGAGCCUUCCUGGCGCUUCCUUUAACCAAGGCUAGGAUCUUCUCUCGCGAACGGAAGAACUCCUUUCGAACGGACAGCAUGACGUUCCAGAAGCAAGUGACUUGGUCAUCGCACCUGGUUCGGCGUACGCUCUUUACGGUCGUGCUCCCACUGAUGGGCCUGGGCUACACCCUUUCCUCGGCAGGACGCCCAAGACCGUUCAUGGUUCCGAUCGUGUUUGCCGGUGCGCUGGGAUUCUUUAGCAUUCUCGCGAUCGCCGAAUGCCACGGCCUCAUCAUGGAGACGUUUGAUACGUGCGACUUGCAGCCUGGCGUCAACACGAAGCAUCGGCUGCAGUCGAUGGCAGUGCAAGACCGGCGCCGUCGAACAAACUACUCGUCUUUCCCUCGGGUGACGGCUGGCAUCUUUGCCUCUCAAACGUUGGCGUUUACGGGCGGGGCGAUAGCUACAGAGGUGGGCGGCAUCAUGACGCGGCGCCUGGAUGCUCAGACAUCGACUGGGGUGACGGCUGGGAUUCUACUGUUCCUGACCAUGGCGCUUACGCUCGUUCUUGUGCGGUUCAGAAGCGUGCAGGUGAUACCCAACCACACGUUUGGCACUCGACGCGACACGGCAGCGUGGGAGGAGUUUGGGCAGCUUGAGAAGAUGGGCAGAGGCAGCGACUGGAAAGCGGUGGUGAUUGGCAACCCGAGUGGGAAGAUGCGCAGGAUGAGCGUGCUGGAGCUGGGGGCACUGAGUCGCUGGACGGAGAUCCGGAAGCUCAACUUUUUGGUGAAGGGGCCGCGACUGGGCGAGGUGCGAGCUAAGACGUGGCGAGACAGCUGGUAG